UCUGUAUUAUAUUUUUGAGAUUGAAAUUUAAGAUGUAAAUACAGUGAAUCAGCCUUUACUGAAAUCAAAUAUUGGUGAGAGGGUCUGAAACAGAGUAACUACUUCGUAUUGCAGAGAUUUCAGUGCAGAGAGGUAGAAAACGUUUUGAUCAAAGCAAAACCCAAAAGUGACGAUUGUCUUCGCCUACAAUUUCGAAUGGCUCCAUCUUCGGUUGAAGUUCUUUUCCUGUUGGCCUUUGCAUGUGUCAGUGGAUUCGCUGAUAAGAUUAAAAGAGAUGGAUUUAUGAAGGAAAUUCACCACAACUUUGCAAAUGAUGAGCUACAUAGAGUAUUUGGAACAGAGGAUUUGUCUCAAGUUCCAGAUUAUCAGGUUGUUCAUCCAUAUACUGUCGAUCACAAUGCAGAAAGAAGCUCGAGAGCCCGUAGAAGUCUCCACCCUUCAGAACCCAUGUUUGUUCACUUCAAAGCCUUUGGAUUGGACUUCCACAUUAACAUAACAAUGAACAAGGACAUUGCAACUGAAAAUCACUUCUUCGAGCACCACACAGAAAAUGGGAUCGAAAGACUAAAAGGCAGAGCAAAUACACUCAGUAAAGGAAAAGUUGUCUCAGAUGAUCUUUCCAAUGUUGCAUUGGACCAUACCUCUGGGCUGAGCGGGAUGAUCAUAAGAGAUGAUGACAUUUACAUAAUCACGCCAGUGCCAAAAAGGCAUGUUGGAGUCAGCAAAGCCAGCGAUUCUCAUGGUGCUCAUAUAAUAUAUAAGCGAUCUGCUUUGCCAUUGACACAUCCAGAACAUACCCAGUCUUGUGGUUUUGCAGAGCAAUUGCAAAGCCUGAGGACAUCGUUGAAACGAAAGCGGCGCUCAACAUCAUCUAAGCCUGAGAAGACGAUGGAAUUACUUGUUGCAGCAGACAAAAAUAGCAUAAAAUAUCACGGAAAAGAUUUUCUUCAUUCGUACCUCCUCUCCAUGGCAAACAUUGUUGCUGGUAUUUUUCGCGAUCCAACAUUGGAAUAUCCAAUAACAGUUGCAGUAACAAGAGUUGCUCUUAUAGAAAACGACGCGCUUGAUAAUGCCACAGAUAUGUCUAACUUGCUUUCCAAGUUCAGAUCAUGGGUAAAUACAAACAACCCAGAAGAUGAUUCAGACCCAUUGCAUGUAGACAAUGCUGCUUUGCUCAUAAGGGGUGGAUGUUUUGGAGGAUGUCAACUGGGAGGACUUGCUUACCUCGGCAUGUGUGGAAGAGGUUCUAGUCAAAGUGUUUCAAAAGACAGAGGUUUGAUGUCUGCCUUGAUCAUGGCACACGAGAUAGGACACAAUUUAGGACUUGAACACGACGAUGGCAAUUCUUCUAUUGCCGGCGAAUGCCCGGAUGGCAUCAACAUUAUGGCAUCUGGAAACGUACAAGGAAGCGGAGCAUUUGAAUGGUCUAGCUGUGACUCGAAGGAGCUAGCCCAGAGGUUGAGUUCUUCUUCUUCCAAUUGCUUCAACGAUAAACCCACUGCAAAAGUGCUCACAAAUGCCACUUUCCAGCAUUAUGGAGUAGUCUAUAACGGAGAUAAACAAUGCGAGUUGGCUCAUGGUAAAGGUUACAAAAGAUGUCCUGUGUAUAAGGAGAACUGCAAUAAGUUGAUGUGCCAAAGGCCAACUGGAGAUUACUGUGAUUUUCUUUCGUAUCCGCCAGCUCAUGGAACAGACUGCUCGCUCUAUCAUUGGUGUAUUUAUGCAACUUGUGUACGAGACUCAUCUCCAAUACCAGAUCCUAUCAACGGGGGUUGGUCGGAUUAUGGAGAAUAUACUACUUGCAACCGUAAUUGCGGAGGAGGCGUCCAAUGGAGGGAAAGAACUUGCACAAAUCCAUCGCCCCUACAUGGAGGCAAAGCAUGCGAAGGAUCGACAAAGGGGCAUUACAAAACCUGCAACAUGCAUACAUGUCCAGCUGGAACAUUGGAAUUUAGGGAGGAGCAAUGCAAGCAGAUAAAAAGCACAAUGUUUCCACUAUAUGACUCUUCAUCCCCUUGCAAGAUUGUUUGCCAAGAAGAGAAUGCAAAUCCAUAUUAUUACGGUAACGUCGCAGACGGAACGUUUACAACUGCCGGUGUCGCUUUUGAAGGAGAAAAGGCUUUUUUCAGUAGUUACGAUAUGUGCAUUCAAGGAAAACCAGAGAGUGUUGGCUGCGACAAAGUUCUAAUGUCCGGUGCAAUAUACGACAGAUGCAAUGUUUGUGGUGGUGAUGGCUCCACUUGCAGUGCCAUCACUGGUGUAAACAAGGAGCCAUAUGGUUGGCAAGGGCAGUAUGAAAUAUCGAGUACUCCAGCAAAUUCAAUAAAUUUGAAAGUAAAAGAGUUGGCAGCAUCCUACAACUUUAUCACUGCUCGAAUAGGACAAAGUGGAGAAAAUGCAUACUAUGUCCCAUCUUGGUCGAAAAGCAUGAAGUUGGCGGGAAUGACCUGCCACUACAAAAUGCAGGCAUUUGAUUUUGCUGACGAGCUGACGUGCCUCGGAAAAUCAAAUGACAUUGUCAGAGUCGUGUGGGCCAAUAUAUACGGUGGCUCUUCACCUGGGCUUCAAUGGACAUACUACGAGCCAAGCGAGGGCAAUUCCUCUACGUAUGAGUACGCUAUUUCAAGCAGCUGGGGAGAAUGCAGUAAAACAUGUGCUGGAGGGGUACAAAGUCGCACAAUCAUAUGUAGAAGAACUGAUGAUCAGACACCUAUUAGCAUUGCAUAUUGCAAAUCAUUGCCUAGACCAGUUGAUUCUCAACCAUGCAAUCAGCAAUUAUGCCCUCCACAGUGGUACAUAAGCCCAUGGUCCGAAUGUAACAAGACUUGUGGAACAGGACAGAGAACAAGAAACAUAACUUGUUCUCAGCUUGGCUCGGAUGGGAAGUAUCAUGAAGUGAGCGAUGCAGCCUUGUGCACAGCAACGAAACCAACCGUCUACACAGUGGAAAACUGUAAUGUCAUUGCCUGUACUGCUCAAUGGGUUCUUGGUAAAUGGAGUGAGUGCUCGACGUCUUGUGGUCAAGGGACAAGAACACAGGAAGUAAGCUGCAAAAGAACUGGUGCAGAUGGGACAAUAAGUGAAGCUCGUCCUUUGGAAUGCACUGAUCCGAAGCCUCCAACCAUUGAAGCAUGCAAUAUCGAUAACCCAUGCCCUGUUUGGGUCAUCAAAUACUCUAACUGUUCAAAGCUCUGCGGAGGAGGCUUCCAAUACGCUUACACUGAGUGCCAGAGGAUUGACAAGAAAGUUGCAGACAGCGAAUGCCCUGCGGCUACGAAACCUGAUAUCAGUGCUAUCCCACCGAAGUCAUGCAAUACUGAAGCAUGUGACUCGUAUGAUUGGCAUACAAAGGAUGGAACCUGUAGCGUCAGUUGUGGGGACGGUACCAUACCAGUCACGGUGACGUGCAAGAGAGCUAGAGAUGGCUUAGUCGUUGGUGACGAGAUGUGCAGCAAUACCACCAAGCCAGCCACUACGAAACCCUGUAAUGCAGGAGACUGUGCCGAGGUAUUUGAAUGGAAGAUUGUAGCAGGGACCUGUAGUGUUACCUGCGGUGUAGGAAAAAUCACAGACAAGGUUGUUUGCAUACGAAAACGAGAUGGUGCCAGCGUUCAAGAUAUCUACUGCGAGGCCUCUCUGAAGCCGAGUGUUGGUCCACCACGAAAAUGCCUCUUAACUGUAUGUCCAGACACAUUCUCGUGGAAUGUCACAUAUGGCGCAUGCAGUGUCUCUUGUUCAACAGGUGUAAAGCAGCCAAUAGUAAAAUGUGUUAGAGACAGUGAUAAGGUGGUGGUAGAUGACUCUAAAUGUGAACAAGCCAAGCCUUCACCAACCAAUGAAAGUUGUAACAUGGGAGAAUGUCCCGUUUUAUACGAAUGGAGAGAAGUUUGGAGCACUUGCAGUGCAUCUUGUGGAGAAGGGACCAAAACCAGCCAAUUCAAAUGUUACAUGGCAUCUGCAAGCACCAUUAUGAGCGAUAGCUACUGUUCAUCCACAACAAAACCAGCAUCUAGGACGACUGCUUGUACUACUCAGUGUACAUGGGCACCAAAGUAUGGCGUGUGUCUUGCUGACUGUGGAUCAGGACACAAAUUGAUGUCCCUUGUAUGUCAAAACGAAAAGAAAGAGAUAGUUGAAAGCAAGAACUGCGCUAGUGCACCAGUAGGCACAUAUACACAAGAAUCCUGUUCAGCGGCGACUACUUGUACAGAAUAUGCCCCAGAAAUAACCGACAUCCCAAAGUUCUACUCAGUUGGUUGCUAUAAAGAUAAUAUUUACGACAGGAAUUUGGAAAACUGGGUGGGAAACUUCAGAAACCAGAUUGAUUGGAACGACAUGUCAAAAACUGUCAAAUCAUGUGCGCGCCAGGCAGCCUCCUACAAAUUCUUUGGAGUUCAAUACUACGGUGAAUGUUGGGCCUCGAACAAAACGAAAUAUUUUCUCAGUGGAAGUUCACAUAAUUGUUACAUGGGCACUGGUGGAGAAUUUGUGAACUAUAUUUAUGUAUUCAAUGCACCUAUCGCAACGACAAGAUUACCUGCAGUCAAGCCAAUGGGAUGCUUUGCAGAUAAUUUGAGCUCACCACGACCGCUGCCUUACUUGAUAGAUAAUUUGAGGCAUAUCUUUCAAGACAAAGCAAUCGAUCAGAAAACAGCUGAAAUCGUGAUUUCAAAAUGUGCCAAAAUGGCAUCGAUGCGUGGAUACACAAUAUUUGGUAUACAAUACCACGGUGAAUGCUGGUCAGGCCCCUCUGCACAACUCACAUACAUGGAGGAUGGAGCAUCAAGUGCAUGUGUUCACGGACUGGGCGGAAUCAACUCGUAUUAUGUUUAUUCCUUUGUUUAAAUAAUUCAACUUUAGCAGGCACGCCAAAAUAUUUAUUUAUGCUCUUAAUGUUUAAAGGUGCUGGUUAUCAAUUUAUGGUGAAUUUGAAAAACAAUCUAUUUUCUGGAAUAUAUAUGCAAUAAAUGUUGGUAUAGCGAUAAAAUAUCUGGUGAAUCUCUUAAUUCUAUCGGUCUUGGUACUUGAGCUUGUUGAAUUUAGCAUAAUACUGUAGCUGGAGGUGAUAUUUCCUAAAUUGUUGUGACGACGCAGUUUUUGCAGAUUGUGGGUGUACUGGAUUCCGGUGACAAUUAAAGAUGUGCUCACUUGAUUGCUUUCUUCAAUCAAAUAUGACAGCCAAUUCAACGUCUUUUUAGUAUUACAUUUUAGCAACCGAUGUAUACAGCGGUUUUUCAAAGAAUUAACACACUGACACAUCUUCUUCUUCUUAAUUUAUUGAGCAGUAAAAAGACAUUGAAAUGUUAUGAAUAGAGCUUUUAAUUAUCAACAAUAUCAUCUGUGUAUCUAAGCAGGACACUUCUGAAAGAUUAUUGUUUGAAAUUUGGGUGGCUGUGUCCCUUUCUAAAAUCCCUUCAAGUUUUGAAAUACUUGAAAAGUUAUUUUCUUAGUUGUAUUUGACUGUAAUGACAUACUUAGUCUCAAGUCUUUGAUAUCUAGCAAAACCCGACAAGUGUAAACUCUCAGUAGUUUUAUCGUGAAAACCUGACA
Rhopilema esculentum is the source of this 5550-nucleotide messenger RNA. RefSeq names its product A disintegrin and metalloproteinase with thrombospondin motifs 6. The record is from RefSeq and is a predicted model, not a curated record. NCBI's taxonomy places the organism in Eukaryota, Metazoa, Cnidaria, Scyphozoa, Rhizostomeae, Rhizostomatidae. Gene Ontology annotation, molecular function: metalloendopeptidase activity. Gene Ontology annotation, cellular component: extracellular matrix. Gene Ontology annotation, biological process: proteolysis; extracellular matrix organization.